This is a messenger RNA of Cylas formicarius (sweet potato weevil), 2889 nucleotides long. RefSeq lists its product as uncharacterized. Lineage: Eukaryota; Metazoa; Arthropoda; Insecta; Coleoptera; Brentidae. The transcript has 2 exons. Bases 72 to 1478 code for a protein of 468 amino acids. The record is from RefSeq and is a predicted model, not a curated record.
AAACGAUCUCGCCAUACGCGAUGUCGCUUUAGUCCGAUCGGCAAAUUUCAGCAGAUUCGCCUGUACUCGAAAUGGGCGGGAACAACUCCAGAGAACGCAAGGGCUCGCUCGCGCUCUUCAACACGAUAAACGAGAAAGAGUACCUGUUCAUAGCAAUGCAGGCGGACGUGGAUAAAGCAUUCGUCACCAGGGAUCGUAAAUCGAUCGAAACUUUAUUUGCGGAAAUCACCGGUCACAUCCUCGAACUUAAGCAGAUCCGAAAAUCAGACCUGAGCCCGUCCGAUAGAGGUCGUAUCGAAAAACUCGUCUACAGUUUCGAAAUAUCGUUGGCUAAGCUCAAGUCCGUCUACGGUUACCUCACCCUGCCGAAGAAAACCACCGCGAACUCAGUCUUCUACAACGAAACGGUCAACGAUUUUAACAACGUCGACAGCGACGAGAACCAUUUCAGACCAAGAUCGUCUUUACCCAAUUCGUUCGACUCUGCCUUGUCCGUGGCCCAGACCAUAUCGAGGGCUAAUUCCCUCUAUAACAGGCCACCUUUUCCCGAUUCCAGCUUGCUCGAUCUCGAUCUUAGUCUGGGGUUUGCUCUGUCUACGAUAGAAAGCGAAUUCGAGUCGCUGAAGAUGGUCGCGAGCGAACCGAUAGACGACGUGACUCAAUAUUACCAACUGGAUAAGACCGUUUUCUAUCUCUGCGCCCAGCUGAACCAAUUGCACUGUUCAGCCGAACCCAAACUGGAGACGAAAAAGUUGGAACUGCUCGCCGAGUUAAAGCGCUUCAGGGAGUUGUUGGAUAGAAGAGCCGCCGAGCUGGAGGAGAUGUUACGUAUUGGUACCGACCUCAGAGCUCUGGAAAUUCGAUUCGACGGAUGCUCGAUCGCAGACUACCAGUCAUUGCUCGACGAGGUUCUGAAACUCCAAGAAAAGCUGGACAACACGUCUUGGGAGGAUAACUUGCAGCCGAAGAAACUGGCGGCUCUUGAGAACGUGGAAGGGCUCAUCGCGAAGAUAUCCUACGCAGAAUCGGAACAAGUGGUCGACGAGUCGUUCCAGCAGAUAUACGGCAACGUCGAGGCUUCCUACAAGGCCGGUGGCGGCGGCGCGAGCACCGAUUUUACGUACGACAUCAUCAAUAAUCUCUCGGCUGUCAAGAGCGGGCCAUCAUAUAGCAGAGCUACUAUAUAUUCCAACGUAGCCAUCGUCAGGGAAAACGAAGACGGUACUAGGUCGUACAACGGUGCGAAUACCCCCAAGAAACCGCCGUUGCCGCUUCCGCGGAACUACGACGAGAAGGUGAUCAACGAUUUACCCAAGCACUGGAGGAGGUUGAACGAGAUAUUUGAUAAAAAAGUAAUGACGGCGGGGGACGCGUCCGAGGUGGAUGAGAUCCAGAGACACCUCGAGGUGGCCAAGAACUUGUUCAUGAGGAAAAUCGGCAAAGUGAACGAGAGGUGCCAAGAGGUUGUGGAUUUGUAGGGUUUAGUACGAGAUGCUGUGAAGAUGUUAAUAUUAAACGAACUACCGGAUGGUCGAGCUUUCUAAAAGCAAUAAGAAUAAUCAAUAUAUCGUUACAUUUAAGUUUUUUGGAUGCAUUGUAAGUACAAAACUAGAAACCAGAAAAGUUAAGCUCUUUUCUUAUAUCAUUCUCCGUAUCUUUUUCUCACUUGUUUCAGCUGGCCAGCGAAUGUAUACACCCAAUAUGAUGUUAACGUUAUUUUCCAUUUAUUAUUUUUUUAAAUAUAAAAAUCAACCGAUGGCACUAUCAUGACAGUCAUCGUUUGAGAUUUUUAAUUCGAUUUCUUUAUCAAGAGUUAUAUCAGACACUUGAAUUUCCGAGAACUGUAUAGUUUUGUAAGAUCUGCGACAGAGAGAGAGAGAGAGAGAGAGAGAGAGAGAGAGAGAGAGAGAGAGAGAGAGAGAGAGAGAGAUAAAAAUAUUUUGGGGUUUAUCGUUGCACAGGGUGGCAAGAUUUUAAUAAAAGGUUUGUAUCUUGCAUAUAUUCAAUAACAAAAAAUAAAUAUAAAUAAUAAUAAGUGUAAUAAAAAAGAAAACCGUAGAAAAUAUUUGCAAAUUUCCUAGAUUUCACAGAGGCAGUUCUUUUUUACAUAGCCCACUGAGGUUACCAUAAAAUUUUAAAAUAGCCGCUGUUAUUCCGUACUGAAUCCUCCUUUUUCCUCUUUUUUUAUCAAGGAUUCAUUGAUUAUUAGUUCCCUGCACCAUUUUUUUAAAUAAGAAUACUAUUGAAAAAUUGUAAAUUUGGGAAAUUCGUAAAUUGGAAAUCUUAAAAAUAAGUAAGAACAAACAACAAUGUUAUGAGGACUUUUAGAUAGUGCAUACUUUCUGGAGUAACAUUGAUAGAUAUGUAGUAAAUUUAAUGAACUUGUUAAUUUUUGUUUCUAUUAUACUCGCUUCUUAAACGUGCUGAUAUUAAGUUGAGUUAUUACUUCUUAAAAGUGUUAAUAAAUCAAGAGAUGCAUUUAGUUUUGCUAAUAGUUUUGUUUGGAUUAUUUCGUUUUUAUUUCUGGAAUAGCCUCUAACGAUAAAUUCGGUAUUGUGUUACUUGAAAGUAGAAAUAAAGAACUCUUUUUAUUUAACUCAUGUCAAAAAAUAUAUAUAUUCUAAAAUUACAUUAUCCAGUUUUUUCUGCUGUUAAAUACGGAACCGUUCGAAUCAGAUAUGGCAGCUUACGCUCUCAUAUUUUGUACAAUACGCAAAAAUUUGUCAAAAUUUCAAAUUCCAGCUUGAGAGAGACAGAGACGUAUGUUGCAUAGAAAGUUUCACAAUUAUAUUCAAAAUAGGCAGGGCAUUUCAUUGGAAAAAAUUAAGUUGGAAUCUAGUUCAUGUAGAUUUGGCAACGCCGCGACGUCCCAAAAUAAUUUUAACAUAA